UGUAACAAACCCUUAAUUCCAGAAAAUAAAAAACCUCAGAUACUUGGCCGAGGAAGAAGGCGAAGCACAGCCAAAAUGUCGUCGUUUUUGCAAUCACUUUUGGAUCCGAAGAAGAGCUGGUUAGCUUCUCUGCAUAUGAAAGCCCUUACCACACGCCUCCGCAAAUACGGCCUUCGUUACGACGAUCUGUACGAUCCUUACUAUGACUUGGAUAUCAAGGAGGCGUUGAAUCGGCUGCCCCGUGAGAUUGUCGAUGCUCGUAACCAACGCCUUAAGCGUGCAAUGGAUCUCUCCAUGAAGCACGAGUAUCUCCCCGAAGAUCUUCAGAAAAUGCAGACUCCAUUUAGGAGCUAUCUUCAAGAUAUGCUUGCUCUUGUGAAGAAGGAGAGAGCAGAGCGAGAAGCAUUGGGAGCUUUGCCUCUGUAUCAGCGAACCAUUCCUUAAGGGUUUUCAUGCCAUAUCUCAUAGUCAUUGCUGUUGAAAUUUGUGUUUGAUUAUCUUUAUUUGCGUAUGGUAUUUUGAUAGCGGAAGUGGACUGAAUUUUUACAAUUCCUGGUUUGGUUGGUUUACACAGUCAUCUGUGUCAGUUUUUGAACUGAAUCACUUAUUUAGGUUUAAGUCUGUUGGCAGUGUCCCAAUAAUAUACAGAACUGUGAACCACAUUUUACACAUUCAAUGCACGCAAAGCAAUUCUAGAAUAAACAAA
This is a messenger RNA of Gossypium raimondii (Peruvian cotton), 706 nucleotides long. Its product is annotated as cytochrome b-c1 complex subunit 7-2, mitochondrial. Lineage: Eukaryota; Viridiplantae; Streptophyta; Magnoliopsida; Malvales; Malvaceae. Gene Ontology annotation, biological process: mitochondrial electron transport, ubiquinol to cytochrome c. Bases 76 to 444 code for a protein of 122 amino acids. The transcript has 4 exons. The record is from RefSeq and is a predicted model, not a curated record.